AUGGACGUUGAAUCGAGCACCAAAACUGAGGCUUCGCAGGAAGUCGAGAACCUCACCCCUGUCGAAGAUAAGAAGUUGGACCGGAUCUACCAGCACUUGGACUUCCGGAUCAUCCCUGCUCUGUGGUGUCUGUACUUCCUCACGUCUUUUGGAGGAUCUGCAUACGGAAACACCCUAACUAUGAAUUUUGAAACUGGACACUCGCUCAAGCAAACUUUGAAUCUCACGGCCCACGACACGUCGGUUGCCUCGGCGCUGGAAUACGUGGGUUUCAUCCUGUUUGAUCUGCCAAUGAACCUGGCCAUGACCAAAAUGUCUCCCCAAGUCUGGCUCAGCAGAAUGGUGGUUAGUGUUGGUCUGCUCUACGUCUGUUAUGUCGCUUUGAAGAACGCAAAUGGCCUCAUUGCCAUCCGUUUCUUCUCCGGUGUGGCAGGAGCAGGUGUGUGGCCUGGCAUGACAUACUACAUCUCCCUGUGGUAUCCAGAACACCGCACAGCCCGCAGAAUUGGCUACUAUUUCACUGCUGCCCAGCUGAGUGCUUCUGCCGCUGGUUUGGUUGCUGCAGGAUUCCAGAAGAUGGACAUGACCAGAAACAUGGAGGGCUGGAAAUGGCUUUUCAUCGUCUACGGGUCUGUUACCAUUUUUGUUGGCUUCACCCUAAUUUGGUGGCUUCCUGACAGACCAUCGCACCUGGCCAGUCCUAAGAAAUCUUUGCUGCCAGAGAAGGUGGCGGUCUUCUUCCGCUCGCCUCAGCCUCUGACUGGCGAAAAUCGCCGCAUCCACGAGCAGGACAUGAAGGCACGGUAUGUCAAGCUGAGCUGGGGCUGGAGGGACGUUGUCAAGGUCAUCUCUGAUCUGCGGACAUGGCCACUGAUUAUCAUGUACUUUGGGGUUGUUGGUACUGGAUUUGGUCUUGCUGUGUUCGGUACCACCCUCAUCAGUGCCUUGAACCCAAGUCUGUCUGGUAUCGAUGUUUCACUGCUGUAUGCUCCAAUCUGGCUUUUCGAUCUCGGAGGUAUUUUGCUUGUGACACCGUUUGCAGACAAGUUCAAGGGCUUGCGGCCGAUUCUCUUCAGUGCAAGCACCCUGAUAAUCAUCGUGGGAUUGAUUGUCACAACCUAUGCCCAUGGGUUCUGGCACAGAUACUCUGGCUUGCUCAUUGCCGGCUUUGGUCUUGGACCAACCGUGCCGAUCACUAUGACCAUGUCGUCCGAGAUCAUGCUGCCUGUUUAUGGAGACGUUGGCACAGCCGUGGCGGCUGCGCUGGUGUCUGGUCUUGGAAACCUUGGCUCCGUUACUGCCACCUACGCUCUUUAUUCGGGCUGGCCGGCCGACGCAGCAAGAUUGUACCAAUACUCCAACAUGAUGCUGGUUUUAAUGUUGGGCGUCAGUAUUGUGAGCUGUGCUGUUCUGCAGUUCAUGAGAUGGAAAUGGUACUAG
Ogataea parapolymorpha DL-1 is the source of this 1440-nucleotide messenger RNA. Its product is annotated as MFS transporter. Gene Ontology annotation, cellular component: membrane. Gene Ontology annotation, molecular function: solute:proton symporter activity; biotin transmembrane transporter activity; dethiobiotin transmembrane transporter activity. The transcript has a single exon. The record is from RefSeq and is a predicted model, not a curated record. Lineage: Eukaryota; Fungi; Ascomycota; Pichiomycetes; Pichiales; Pichiaceae. Gene Ontology annotation, biological process: biotin import across plasma membrane. The coding region runs from base 1 to 1440 and encodes 479 amino acids.